Molecule: messenger RNA, 1904 nt
Organism: Symbiodinium sp. CCMP2456
Lineage: Eukaryota; Dinophyceae; Suessiales; Symbiodiniaceae
Source: the annotation of a GenBank genome assembly
GAUUGAGAAAUGCCAACGACCAAUUGGAUCAGAUCCAGAAGAGCCUGGAGGCAUACUUGGAGACGAAGCGGGCCUCUUUCCCGAGAUUUUACUUCCUCUCCGAUGACGAGCUGCUUAGCAUCAUGUCUCAGACAAGGAAUCCGGAAGCGGUCCAGGAGCACCUGGGUAAGUGCUUCGAUGCAAUCAGCAAAGUCACUUUCACCGAGGACAAGAAGAAAGACAUCGUCGACAUGAACGACAUGAUCAAAGAGAAGGUUCACUUCGUCAGCCCAGUGCAGACAAUGGGCUCUCCGGUCGAGCGGUGGCUCGGCCAGAUCGAAAUGCGCAUGGUGGAGAGCCUUCAAGCUCUGACGAAGGCCGCCGUGGAAGCAUACCCAGAGGAUGGUAUCGUCCGGAAGGACUGGCUCUUCGGACCGUUCCCUGCGCAAGCAGCCCUGGCCGUUGACCAGAUCAUGUGGACGAAGUGCGCGGAAGACGCGCUGAACCUCGUGGAGAAGGGGAACCAAGAGGCGAUGCGGGCCAACAUCAACUUCACCAACAAGCAAUUGGAGCACAGCGUCGAACUCGUGCGCUUGGAUCUGACGAAGCUCCAGCGAGUGCUGAUGGGCGCGCUGAUUGUCUUGGAUGUCCACGGCAUCUCCGUCCUGGAGCAGAUUGACGCUGCGAAGUGCAGGUCUGUCAAUGACUUCGAUUGGAGCAAGCAGCUUCGAUACUACUGGGCCAUGGAGGAGGUGCUGAUGUCAGAUGGGACACGCGCCUCCGAUACGUGCAUCGUCAAGCAAACCAUCGCCAACAUUCGGUACUCCUUCGAGUACCUAGGCAACACUCCACGUCUGGUUGUCACGCCCUUGACAGACAAGUGCUACAUGACGCUGACCGGCGCUAUCCACCUCAAUUAUGGAGGUGCUCCUGCCGGACCCGCGGGCACGGGGAAGACCGAGACCACCAAGGAUCUGGGCAAAGCUCUGGCGGUUCCCGUCAUCGUCUUCAAUUGCUCCGACGGCUUGGACUACAAGAUCAUGGGCCGCUUCUUCAGCGGCCUGGCUCAGGCCGGCGCCUGGGCUUGCUUUGAUGAGUUCAACCGCAUCCAGGUGGAGGUGUUGAGUGUCAUUGCCCAGCAGAUGCUCACGGUCACCCACGCCAUCCGGGCUCGCAAGGAGACCUUCGAGUUCGUGGGUCGCGAGAUCCCGCUGAACCCACGCUUCGGCGUUUUCAUCACGAUGAAUCCCGGCUACGCUGGCCGUGCUGAGCUGCCGGACAACCUGAAGUCCCUCUUCCGCCCUGUGGCCAUGAUGGUCCCUGACUACUGCCUCAUUGCGGAGAUCAUCCUCUACUCUGAGGGCUUCGGAAGCGCCACGGCCCUCGCGCGGAAGAUGGUGAACCUUUACAGCCUCUCCAGUGAGCAGCUCUCCAAGCAGGACCACUAUGACUUCGGCAUGCGAGCUGUUAAGUCGGUCCUGGUCAUGGCCGGCCAGCUCAAACGCAAAUACCCUGCUUUGGUGGAGGAUGUCACUUUGAUCCGUGCCUUGCGCGACUCGAACGUGCCGAAGUUCUUGUCGUUCGACCUGCCGCUUUUCUUCGGAAUCAUCAGUGACCUGUACCCAGAAGUGGACGUUCCUUACGUGGACUACGGGAGCUUGCAGAAGGAAAUCGAGAACCAGCUGCGGCUUUCGAAGCUGCAGGUGGUGCCCUCCUUCGUCGGGAAGAUCAUUCAGCUGUUGGAAACCCAGCUGGUGCGUCACGGCGUCAUGGUGAGCCUUGGCAGUUGCAAUGUUCGGAUCUGCACUAGAUCCCAGGAUAACUUUCUCGGCGCAUGCCCGCAAAGUUCAACGCCUAUCCGAAGCCCGAAUCCAGCACCCAGAACUAUCUGUUCCCUCUUUUUCGCGUCUUCGGGGAUUUCAUGA